Aphanomyces astaci is the source of this 1434-nucleotide messenger RNA. RefSeq lists its product as hypothetical. The record is from RefSeq and is a predicted model, not a curated record. The transcript is spliced from 5 exons. Lineage: Eukaryota; Oomycota; Saprolegniomycetes; Saprolegniales; Verrucalvaceae. The coding region runs from base 1 to 1434 and encodes 477 amino acids.
AUGAAGAAAGACACGGACGCUUUGUGCCGAUUCCUCUUGUCCCGGAAGCACCUCGUCAUGCAGUUCCUGCCGCAUCCAGAGCUGAAUCUCCACGCAGAGUUGUUUCCGUGGACUGUCGAGGAUGUCCAGUCGUCGUUGUUGGACUUGAAAAGCCCAUCACAAGUGACCAAGUGCUGGCAGUGCUCGGGUGCAUACGUGGCAGCUCCCCCGAGCAGCUGGUCGUGCUCUGUCGGCGGCGACGUUCAGCUGUGGCACGCGCUCGUGCAUCACGUCCCGACCACUGCCAUCGCCGUCGUCGAAUUGUCGCCCCGCCCACAAGAGUCGAGUCUGGUCCAACAGGUGGCGCUGCUGCAAAAUCAAGUGUUGUGCAGCAUGCCCCGCGACGGCCGGACACUAAACAUCGGUCAAGUGAUCGAGUCCAGCCAUGUGCUUCGAAAGCCAGACGACGCGGUGCUUUAUGUAGCCCACGGGGAUGGCUGGGUAUUUGACGUGGAUCCAAGCGAUGGCAUGGUGUUGUUGGAAGAACAAGUGUUGGCAAGGGACGCUAUACCUGCCCAUCCCCCUUCUUUGUAUUAUUCGUUGAGCGCGACAUUGCAAGAGAUGGUGCAAGCCAAGGAAUCGACGUCUACGAAAGGCUGGCUCGAGUUUGGCUCGGUGGGAGAAGGCUGUACCGUGGACACCCCGAAUAUCGUCACAUGUGAAAGCGAUGGCCAAUGGACCACUGCGCUGGGCAACAAAUCCAUCAAACAAGGUUCUGGCAUAUACACGUGGCGCAUCCAAGUUAUCAAGUGCGCCAACGUGGGGCAGAUCCUCUUGGGGCUAAGUACCAAACCAUCGUGUACUGCAUUGACUGCGCUUUGCAUCGGGACGACCGUCGACAGCUUUGGGUGGAUGCUCACUGGGGACUUUUACCACUGCGGCCAGCGAUCCCAGCACACCUCGACAUUGCCUCUAUUUAGCUCCAAGAGCAUUCCAUUAUUGGACUUGAUUGUCAACACCACAGCCAACACCCUCGUAGUGUGCAAUGCCGACACGGGGGAGCCAUACGGGCCAGCGUACGCGCUCGAGCUGGCGGCGGGGGCCGAGUACUUUCCCGCGGUGAGUCUGUUUCGACGGCACGAUUGCGUAGCGUGGAAGAGUGCGAUUUUGUUUCCGUCCGAGUGGAGUCUGACACAGCAGAAGCAGCGGUACGUCGUGCCGGCGGUGGUGCCAACGUCGAUGGCGCUGUCAUGUGCGAAGGAGGUGCUGGGCGUGUUUCGAGAGGCCACGCACCACGACAACAACGACGCCGUGAGGAUGCGGUGGCUGGGACCGAUGGUGGCGCAGUUCGAACAUGUGCCUGUGGACAAGUAUGCUAGACGAACGCGACUACUUGAUCGAUUUGAUCGAAGACAUCUUGCUCCAUCGACAGUCGAUGGUGGUAACGACCGAUGA